Molecule: messenger RNA, 723 nt
Organism: Arctia plantaginis
Lineage: Eukaryota; Metazoa; Arthropoda; Insecta; Lepidoptera; Erebidae
Source: the annotation of a GenBank genome assembly
AUGGAGGAGGAAGACGAUGAAAGAAAAAGCCGACGGCCUAAUCUUGCCACUUUUAGCUCACUUAACGCUCGAGUCGUGCACGCUUCCCUCGAGGAGGGAUACAUACGACAACAAGCUUCAUCAGAAUCUGCAGAUGCAAAUACCUCGAGUAUUUCGGCAGCUCAAUAUAGUGACAGAAGUUUUGCUUCAAAAACGAGCACCUUCUCACGAAGUGGGACCUCGAGUUCGAGCCAAGAAGAAUGCGAGGUGGCACAGACUACGAUAACUAGCGGGCAAUAUUUAGUCGCAGCACGUGUUGAAACAGCCCGUUCCAUGGAAAGUCUCCGUCCAAGUAAGGAUUCGUCACCGGCCCGCCCCGCCAGCUCUUGUACUACUGUUCGCACUCAUCGGAGCUCUUUCUUGACUGCAAGUGAGCGUGAUGUUCGAGAGUCACGGGGUGCACCGGCUCGACGGGCAUUAUCAGGUGAAGACAUGGGCACAUCUGCCGAAAAAAGACGUGGGUUGUUCGCUAGCACAGAACGGCGUGCUUUACAACAACUUAGCCUGCCACCUCCUGAACGACGUCUCACUAUCCUCAGUCCUCAUAGUCCUAUGGCAACCUCGGAGUUGCUAUGGCCAUCACCAUCUGGUAUACGGGGAAGACGAAAAAAAGGAAUGGUGCUACCAAAACUCAUUUUGCCUCGUAGCGAGUCGGAAGCUUCGGAGGUGUUUUUGGAAAGGUGA